AUGGCGGGUCUAUUCGAUGCUGACAUAAUGUCUGGAUCUAAUGGUUAUAUGGUCCCGGUAGCGAUAGUUGUGUCUAUAUCCGUAUUUACAGUACUCUUUAUAAUUCGAAAGUUGUCUAGUACAGCAGCCGUAAAGGAGAGUGAAAGUGAGGCAACUUCUACGAUGAGUACCGAACAACCGGUGGUAGCUGCAUCCGAAGUGCCCACCCCAACUACUACUGUCACGCAAGCUUCGCCUCAGGUGAAGUCUAAAGCACAACAGCACCGGCAGCGCACAUCUAUGGCAUUAGAUGACAUCCCUGUCCAUGACAAAAAGUAA
Sphaeroforma arctica JP610 is the source of this 318-nucleotide messenger RNA. RefSeq lists its product as hypothetical. The transcript is spliced from 2 exons. The coding region runs from base 1 to 318 and encodes 105 amino acids. NCBI's taxonomy places the organism in Eukaryota, Ichthyosporea, Ichthyophonida. The record is from RefSeq and is a predicted model, not a curated record.